UCCAGGGAUGGUGUCACUGGAGGACGUGGCUGUGAGCUUCACCUGGGAGGAGUGGCAGGACCUGGAUGACACUCAGAGGACCCUGUACCGGGAUGUGAUGCUGGAGACCUACAGGACCCUGGUGUCCCUGGGACUUUGUGUUAUGAACCCUGAGGUGAUCAUCAGGUUGGAAGCAGAAGCACCACCAACUGCCGCGAGCCCCACAGAGCAGAGUUUCUCAGGUGAGCAGCCUUUUGAAUAUUUGAAGACCUGUGACAAUACUGCCGUUGAUACUCCCGUUCAGAAAACUGUUACAGGGGAGAAAAUUUAUGACUAUGAGAAGAGUCUGGAAUCAUUAUCCUGGAAGUCAACCAUCAGCCUUGAUGGUCAGCAAAUCCACACAGGUGUGAAACACUACGAGUACAAAGAAGUUUGCCGUAAACUGCACAUCUCUCUACCUUUAUCGCGGUGGAUCCUGUAUGUUGCCUCUGGCCAGGACAUUUUAAAAUUUUUCAUUCAUCUGUGCCUACAAAAGCAGGGCAUAGGCUAGAGACACCCUGUCUGGGAGGACUCAUGUGACACAGAGCAGUGAGCACAACAGGCGGACUUACUGCCACACUGCUGAGGGGGCAGCGGGGAGACAGGAGAGGUCUGCUAUGAUCAUGGGUCACUCCCUGGCCGGGCUGGAACACUGGCUUUGGUGGUGAUAGUGCUGAGACCUAGGCCACCAGGAGUUUCCUGGCAAAUAUGCUCAUAUCCUGAAGUGAUAACCUCUCAGCGUCUAAGGGGAAGACAGUCUCCCCAGGAACAGGAUGCUGCCAGAAGGAUUGUGACGGAUCAUGAAAAUGAAGGGG
Molecule: messenger RNA, 833 nt
Organism: Condylura cristata (star-nosed mole)
Lineage: Eukaryota; Metazoa; Chordata; Mammalia; Eulipotyphla; Talpidae
Product: zinc finger protein 809-like
Exons: 5
Coding region: 8-529 (173 amino acids)
Biological process (GO): regulation of DNA-templated transcription
Source: RefSeq, a predicted model, not a curated record